Messenger RNA from Staurois parvus, 268 nucleotides. The record is from the annotation of a GenBank genome assembly. Lineage: Eukaryota; Metazoa; Chordata; Amphibia; Anura; Ranidae.
GCCAUGGAAACCCAUUCCAUGAAGCUCUCUACGCACUGUUGUUGGGCUCAUCUGAAGGCCACACCAAGUUUGGACGUCUUUAGCUAUUGGCUCUGCAGACAGUUGAAGCAGUCUGCAUGCCUAGGGGCUUGAUUGUAUACACCUGUGGCCAUGGAGGGGAUUGGAACACCUGAAUCACAUGAUUUGAGGGGCGGGGGGCCCAAUACUUUUGGCAAUAUAGUGUAUGUAUUUUAGCAGUAUAUUAUGCGUGCAUUUGUUACUCCUUGAA